Messenger RNA from Aspergillus tanneri, 1638 nucleotides. RefSeq names its product rRNA-processing protein PWP1. The transcript is spliced from 2 exons. Gene Ontology annotation, molecular function: protein binding. Gene Ontology annotation, biological process: rRNA processing. Bases 1 to 1638 code for a protein of 545 amino acids. The record is from RefSeq and is a predicted model, not a curated record. Gene Ontology annotation, cellular component: nucleus. NCBI's taxonomy places the organism in Eukaryota, Fungi, Ascomycota, Eurotiomycetes, Eurotiales, Aspergillaceae.
AUGUCUAUGAUUACUACUUCUGCCUGGGUGCGACGAGGUGUCGCAGCUCAGUUCCCUACCAAAUAUGAAAUUGACGAGGAGGAAAUGGGUCGCAUAUCGAAGUUGGCGAAGAUGCAACUUGAAGAAGCCCGGGAUGAUUUGAAGGCGGCCCAGGAUGGAAACGAAGAGGAGGAGGAUGAAUCGAUGGAUGAGGAUAAAAAGGAAGCUGGUGACAAUGCUAUGGAGGAAGAUACGGAAAAGACGACUAAGGAAACGAGUACCAUUACUGUUGAUGAUGAUCUGAAGGAAUAUGACCUCGACCAUUACGAUAGCGAUGAGGUUGAUGAAGAUGGCGAGAAGACCACCAUGUUCGGUAAUGUCAAAUCGCUUGCAUACCAUCAGCCCAACGAGGAGGAUCCGUAUCUGGCAAUGCCGGAGGAUGAAGAUAACGACGAGGAGAGGGAAGAGCUGCAGAUUCUGCCGACAGAUAACUUGCUUCUGGCUGGUAAGGUGGAAGAUGAGGUUGCGCAUCUAGAGGUCUAUGUCUAUGAAGACCAGGAUGCUAAUCUCUACGUGCACCACGACAUCAUGUUGCCGGCGAUUCCCCUCUGUUUGGAAUGGUUGGACAUGCCAGUCGGCAAAGCCACCGAGGAACGGACCUCGGGCAACUUCGUGGCAGUGGGUACUAUGGAGCCUGAUAUUGAGAUCUGGGAUCUGGACAUUGUCGACUGCAUGUACCCCAACGCCAUUCUGGGCCAGGGCGCUGCCGAUGCCGAAGAAGCGGCCAAGAAAUCUAAGAAAAAGAAGAAGACUAAGGCCAACGACGAGUUCCAUGUUGACUCCGUUCUGGCCCUGGCUGCAAACCGGCAACAUCGCAAUCUCCUGGCUUCUGCGUCGGCGGACCGAACGGUGAAGCUCUGGGAUCUUAACACCACCAAAUGCGCCAAGUCUUACUCCCAUCAUACGGACAAGGUGUGCUCGCUGGACUGGCACCCCAAGGAGUCGACUGUCUUGCUCACCGGUAGCUAUGAUCGCACGGUGGUUGCGGCGGACAUGCGGGCCCCUGAUGCCAAGGCCCGAUGGGGGGUAGACACGGACGUGGAAAACGUGCGCUGGGACGUGCACGAUCCCAACUACUUCUACGUGACCACGGACGGCGGUAUGGUCUAUCGCUACGAUGUGCGGAACAUCCCGGCCACGCCGAAAGAGUCCAAACCGGUGUGGUCCCUGCAGGCGCACGAUACCUCGGUGUCCGCCUUCGACAUCAACAAUGCGAUCCCCGGGUUCCUGGUGACUGGCUCCACCGAUAAGCAGGUCAAGCUGUGGAACGUCGAGAACGAGAAGCCCAGCAUGGUCGUGUCGCGCAAGCUGGAAGUCGGCAAGGUCUUCUCGACCACUUUUGCCCCGGAUGCCGAGACAAGCUUCCGAUUGGCGGUGGCUGGUAGCAAGGGCGUGGUGCAGAUCUGGGAUACGUCGACCAAUGCCGCGGUGCGCCGGGCGUUUGCGUCGCGGGUGCCUGAACUAGAAGGCGAGGUGCAGGAGCGCACCGUGGGACUGCAGGCGGAUGAGAAUGAGUCGGACGACGAGGAAGGCGGCGCGGAGGUUGGGGCUGCUGCUGCCGGCGGAGCGGAUGGCUGGGAAUCGAUGGACGAAGAUUGA